Molecule: messenger RNA, 1248 nt
Organism: Dalotia coriaria
Lineage: Eukaryota; Metazoa; Arthropoda; Insecta; Coleoptera; Staphylinidae
Exons: 4
Coding region: 143-1048 (301 amino acids)
Source: RefSeq, a predicted model, not a curated record
UUAAAUAUUCCUGCACCGCGAAUUAGUUUUGAAUAAAACCGUGCGAUGGAGCUUCGUUUCUGAAUCAGAUGGGAGUAGAAACAAGCAAUGAUCAACAAGUUGGUGCAAGUUGUGAUCAACUGUGAUUAAAAUAUAAGAAACAAUGAGUGAAGAACUGUUAGAACUUGUAAAAGCACACACAAACUGUGCCCAAACACCUAAUUUACCUACUCAUGCAAAUGCUAACAUUCUGGCUGUACAAAUUGCUGGUUUGAUUACGAGGAAUCUUCAGGACAAACAGAAACUCAACACAUUUAUUAAUUAUAUUCGCAAUUUGAGCCAUCAACACAACAGGAAACAAUGCGUUAAUGUAGACAAUGUGUCUGUGUAUUUGAAUCACCUUCCAAUUGCUACAACUGAUCAAGAAGAUGAAGAUCUACAUUUACCAAAAGCAGACAUUAAUCAGGAAAUUAAUAGCUUCUACAGACAACGAGCCCAGAAACAAACUGAAGUGAAUAAAAUAAAAGAAUAUAUAAAUAUUCAGACCCAACAAUCUUUACCAUCAGAUUUUGACUAUAAUGUGAUAAUAAGUGAUACAAAUACAAAUGUAUUUGAAUUGAAUUUAAAUAAUGAUAUCAAUUCACCAAUUUUGGAUUCAUGUAAUGAUAAGCAGAGGGAAUCAGCAGUGAAAUUGGCAAUGUCAGUUUGUAAUUUACCCAGCCAUGAAAACCUAGCUAAAACUACUGUUAAUAACUUAGUUGCUAAACUUUCCAAAUACGAGGAGCUAUUAAUAUGUGAGAGGGAGUUUUUGAAGUGGUUAUUAACUGAGAGGCACUUAGAAACAAGAAGGUUGGUUGAACUGUUUCCAUUUUUAUUGGAAGAACAUCUGAUCGACAUUGCAAUCAAACAUUUACAAGGAAAGCUAGAAGGCAGAGAUUAUCAGCAAUUGGACUGGGUUCAAAAAGAUGUUGAAAUCAAGAACCAAGGAAUGGAUAUCAUACACAGUUUAUUCGUUAUGGCCAAAUACGAUUUAAACUUGUUGGAUGUUUUGAAGAAUAUUAUCCAGUAAAGAAAUUCGACUGCUGAGAAGCUGUUGAUAAGGCCAUCCCUACUGCCCCUGGAAGUGUCCCAAAAUUGGCUGAUUUGGUAAACGAGUAAUAACACCGACAUUUUAAGGGUGUUUUUGUCUGAAAACCCCCAUUUUUAUAUCUACUUGUAUUAACUUUCAGCAAUGAAUAUGUAUUAUGCGUUUUUUUUUAAUAAAGAAUA